UAAUAAAUUUCGCUUUUCUGGAAUCAUCUUAGUGCUGUUUGGUUGUCUGGGGGCCUUCACACUCGCUGUGAGCCAACGCAACCUGUCCCUCCGCCUGUACAACGCGAUGAUCGGGAGCGUCCUAGGCUGUCCUGUGGUCUUCUUUGAUGCCACCCCGAGGGGCCGUGUGCUCAACCGCCUUUCCACUGAACUGGACGCCAUCGACUCGCGUCUUUUUGUGGGCUGCAAGCAGCUGCUGCAGUCGCUCACUGCAGCGAUCGCCAGGAUCAUCGUGACAGGACUCCAGGUGCCAACGGCAGCAGUUCUGGCAGCUUUGGCUGUCACAAUCUACUUAUUUGCAAUGGUGGUUCUGGCCAAAGCCUCGAAUAUGGCGCGCCGGUUUGAAAGCGUACACGUGGCACGGCUCCUACAACACGUGGCUGAGACACGUGACACGCUCAGCGUGAUCCGUUCCUACGGCGUCGAGGAUCGCUUCUGCGCACAUUGCUACCGACUCGUGGACGCAGCGAUGACGGCCUUGCUGACGCUAGUGGGCUGCCUCCGGUGCUCCCGUUUUAUCGGUGGCUUGUGUGGCUUUGUUGUCAUCCUGGCAUCCGUCGUGUUUGCCAUUCUUCCGCCGGGACGAAUCCAGAACGUUGCAGCGGAUGGAAGCUCUGUUGGGCUUGUUCUUAGUUCGUCUAUGGGAGUGAGUUGUUGCUUUUUUUUUAUUUCUUCUUGUAUUUGGUGGUAUGCUCAAGCAUGUAUUGCUCUCCCUGCGUAAUACUGCAGGCACAGUUGGGCACAGAGCUGAGGCUGGUCAUGCGCUGCUAUAGACUUACGCACGUUUUAAGGACCUGCGGUGGCCGCAGAACGCAUUAUUGACCCGCGAUGGUGGAAGCCACUACUGGUUGUGCCAAAACGGGCCACUACGACCGAAG
Messenger RNA from Dermacentor andersoni, 917 nucleotides. The record is from RefSeq and is a predicted model, not a curated record. Lineage: Eukaryota; Metazoa; Arthropoda; Arachnida; Ixodida; Ixodidae.